Molecule: messenger RNA, 4671 nt
Organism: Tympanuchus pallidicinctus (lesser prairie-chicken)
Lineage: Eukaryota; Metazoa; Chordata; Aves; Galliformes; Phasianidae
Gene: KANSL1
Product: KAT8 regulatory NSL complex subunit 1
Exons: 15
Coding region: 274-3600 (1108 amino acids)
Cellular component (GO): NSL complex
Molecular function (GO): histone acetyltransferase binding
Source: RefSeq, a predicted model, not a curated record
UGCGUACAGGUGGAGCACAGCGCGGGCUCCGGGCUCGCACCGCCUGUUAUGUAAAACGCACUUGAAUGACAAAACUGUAGUUUUCCACGGAGCCGGGCAGGACGUGGGAGGAACUGCAGGGCUGUGCGGUGCUCCGAGCCGGACCGUGCGGUGCUGCGUUACAUCACAGAACCCCCCCGGGCAGCGGGAGGCUGUCCUCGGGAGAGGCAGUGGGAGGCAGUGGAGCUGGCCUCGGCACCGGGAGAGGCUGGACUUCCCGUCUCUCUGUGCUGAAUGGCUGCGAUGGCGCCCGCUCUCACUGACGCAGCAGCUGAAGCUCACCACAUCCGAUUCAAGCUGGCUCCCCCGUCCUCCACCUUGUCGCCUGGCAGUGCCGAGAGCAACGGCAACGCCAACAACAUCCUCCUGGCUGCCAACGGCACCAAAAGGAAAGCCAUUGCUCCGGAGGAUCCCAGUUUAGAUUUCCGAAACAACCCCACGAAGGAAGAGCUGGGCAAGCUGCAGCCACUAGUGGCCUCUUAUCUCUGCUCGGAUGUAACAUCUGUCUCUUCAAAAGAGCCUCUGAAGCUGCAAGGAGUCUUCAACAAGCAGACAGUCCUUAAAUCUCACUCUCUCUUAUCUCAGUCCUUCUUGAAAACGAGUGAUCUGUUGGGGAGGCAACCGGUGUUGGAAUUUACUUUGGAGAAUCUAAAAACAAUGAGUACUAAUAGCCAGCCACCUCUCCCACAAGCGCCUGUGAACGGCUUGGCCAAGAAAUUGGCCAAAAGUACCAAUUCAGACCAUGAAAACUCUAGUGCUCUGAACGGUGGGAAGUGUGCUUCUCCUGCUGCUGCCCUCCAGGGCGUUGACUAUAAUGCAGGAGGUUCUGAAUUGGGGGACUUGAAGGCCGGGUUGACCAAUUGCACUCUUCCACACAGAAGCCUUGAUGCGGAACGCACGACUCCUUUUAGCAAUAAUAGCACUGCAAACAAAUCUUCCCUUAAUUCCACGGAGCAGCAGCAGGUGCUGGAGGGUGGCAGUGGAGAGACGAGGUUGCCUGGGGUUGGCAGUCACUCGGAAUUUGGGAGCGGUAAGUUGGAGGAGCAGAAACCUUCUCUGUCGGCCGGCCAUCACAGCGCCCUCGACUCCGAGAUGAGGACGAGGGCAUUGCUGAGAAGGCAGGCAGACAUUGAGAACCGAGCUCGAAGGCUGCAGAAACGUUUGCAGGUGGUGCAGGCGAAGCAGGUGGAGAGACACAUCCAGCAGCAGUUGGGCGGCUUCUUGGAGAAAACUCUGAGCAAGCUUCCGACUUUGGACCCUGUGAGGCAUCGCAGCCAACUGAUGUUGACCAGAAAAGCAGAAGCAGCUUUGAGGAAAGCUGCGAGUGAGACAGUUACUUCGGAAGGCCUGAGCAGCUUCUUGAAGAGCGAUUCGAUAUCGGAAGAACUGGAGAGAUUCACAGCCAGUGGCAUGGCCAACUUGAGAUCCAGCGAGCAGGCGUUCGACUCGGAUGUCACUGACAGCAGCUCAGGAGGCGAGUCUGACGUCGAGGAGGAGGAACUGACCAAAGCAGAUCCAGAGCAGCCCCACAUACCUCUGAGACGAAGGGCAGAGUGGAGAUGGGCAGCAGACCGUGCAGCCAUCGUCAGUCGCUGGAAUUGGCUCCAAGCCCACGUCUCAGACCUGGAGUACCGAAUCCGGCAGCAGACGGAUAUUUACAAGCAGAUCAGAGCCAAUAAGGGGCUGAUUGUCCUCGGUGAAGCAGCACCCCCUGACCCCGCAGCGGAUGAUGCAUCCCGUCCUGUUAGCGCUGAUGUGAAGCCGGAGCCCGGCGCAGAGCGGCUGAGCGUUCCUGGAUCCCAGCCCUUGGACAGCUUGGGUCUUUCUGCUGCAAGUACUCCUGAGUCCCAUCCCACCAAGCCCUGUGGAGCACCAAGACCCGUCAAUGGAGUCAUCAACACUCUUCAGCCUGGCCUGGCAGAACACGCUCAGGGAGAUGGCCAGGAAGCUGAGGAGCUCUUGCAUAAAAAGCAGAGAAUGAAUGUGGUCCCUUCAGCUUCAGAUGGGACGUGUGUGGCCGCCCGCACGCGCCCGGUGCUCAGCUGUAAGAAGCGACGGCUGGUCCGACCCAGCAGCAUCAUGCCCCUGUCCAAAAAGGUCCAUCGGAACAGCCUGGCUCGGUGCAGCUGUGACGUGAGCCCCUCGUGUGCUCUGUGUGGUGCCCGCAGCUCCGCGCCGCUGGACAUGCAGUACGACGCGCCGCUGCUGGAGCGCCUGUCCCAGCUGGACUCCUGCAUCCACCCCGUUCUGUCCUUCCCAGAUGACGUGCCGACCAGCCUGCACUUCCAGAGCAUGUUGAAAUCCCAGUGGCAGAACAAACCCUACGAGAAAAUGAAAGCUCCCAAAAAGCUCUCGCUGAAGCACAGAGCCCCCAUGCCCACCAGCAGCCUGACCGACCCAGCUCGCAAGGACCGCCACAAGCUGGUGAACUCCUUCUUCACCGCAGCCAAGCGCUCACAGCACAAAACCCAGGCAGACAAGGCGCACAGGCUGCCUUUAGACGAUUUUAUGGCCGUGUCCAAGGCCGAGGGAGCGCCUGAGCGCUCGCUUGUCCAGCCUCCCGCCCAUGACAAAAAGCGAUUGCGCGACUGCUCAUCUGAGAGGAGUGAAGUGCUGAAGCAUCAUGCGGACGUCGGUGGCCCGAGCUACUUGGCAGCAGCUGCGACCCACGCACCUCACAGCCCCAUAGCACGGCAGCUGUCCGCCUCCUCGGAGGGCUCUGCUCCCACCAGCACGAGCUCCCAGGGCACCUCCAGCACGGCUCAGCCGAGGAGGAGGAGAGGAGAAAGUUCAUUUGAUAUUAACAACAUUGUCAUCCCGAUGUCUGUCGCCGCCACAACUCGCGUGGAGAAGCUGCAGUACAAGGAGAUCCUGACACCCAGCUGGCGUGAGGUGGACAUCGGCGCCCUGAAAGUCAGCCCUGAUGAAGACAACGAGGAGAUCGAGGACUUGUCUGAUUCGGCCUUUGCUGCUCGGCACAGCAAGUGUGAGGAGAUGGAGCGAGCCCGGUGGCUUUGGAGCACGAGUGUGCCCCCACAGCGGCGGGGCAGCAGGUCCUACAGAUCGACGGACGGACGGACAACCCCCCAGCUGGGGACCCCCUCCACCCCCCAGCCAGCAUCCCCAGACGUGGGCAGCUUCCAUUCCCACUCGGAGCCGUCCCACACCCACUCCCCGCGCAGCCCCAUCAGCCCCGAACUGCUCUCGGCUCCCCUCACUCCCCUGUCCCGCGAUUCCCUGCGGCUCCUGCCCAGCGAGGACACGCGCUGCUCCACUCCCGAGGCUCUGGACGAGCAGGCCGUGCUGCCCUGGGAGCGGCGCUGCUUCCCCCUGUCGUACGACCCCAGGACGGAGUGUGAGGACCAAUGCGACCCCCAGGACCGGUCGUCGCGCUGCACCCGGCGCACGUCGGGCAGCAAAUCCUCCCGGGACGCCGAUGGCACUUCUGCUUCACCCACCCUGACGGGCAUCAAGAGCCGCCCCCCCCCGGCAACCCCCCCUCCUUCCUCCUCCUCCUCCUCCUCUGCAGCAGCAGCGGUUCAGCGGCCGGCGCACAGAUAGAGACGUACGGGGAGACACGAGCAAAACCAACACACAGAACUAAAACUCUUGGCAUUAAAGCUUCCAAAAUCUGCGUUUGAUAUUCAAACAUCCUGCCGGGAAUUUUCACAGUUUUUAGUGAAUUUAAGGAGUUUAGAAACUGGUUUUUUUUUUUUUGGUUUUUUUUUUUGUUUUGUUUUGUUUUGUUUUUGUUUUUUCGUUGUUUUUUCUUUUUUUUUUUUUUGGUUUUUUUUGUUUUGUUUUUUCUCCAUGUUUCCUUGUCACACCAAGGAGCCCCCCUGCGUUCCUCCCAGCGGAGUGAAGCCUGGGGAGGGGAGCAGCCCCUCCAUCCCCCCCCCCCAUCCCUCCCCUCCCCUUGUAGGUGCACAAGCACAGAGCGCAGGCGAUAGCAGAGGCUGGGAUGAUUUCUGAAGCAGAAGGGUCUCCUCCCCUUAACCUGCAGCCCCUCUGUGAGCCGUUGGAGUGAAGUGAGGGAUGGGAAGUCUCUGGAUUCGGCAGCUCCCCGUCCCCACAUGGGGGGCUGUGCUGCUGCUCCCCCCUGCAGGGCGCAGUGUCCCAAUGAGGGACCCCCACCGCCCCCCUCAGCCCAUCUCCUUCCUUCUUGGGGCAGCAGAGCAGCCCCGGGUGGGGGAAAGGGAAGGAAGGGGCUGCGUGUGGGGCUGCGUGUGGGGCUGGAGCUGGGCUUGGGGUUGAGAGGGCAUCUCCCACAGCGCUGGGAGCAGCAGCUCCCCACCGGGGGGCAGCGCCGGGCUGCGCGGCCCCACAGCGCUGCGGCAUUCAGGUGGGGCCGGGGGGCGCUCAGGAGCGCAGCGGAUCCUUGGGGUUUCGGUCGUAGGAAAGGGGAAAAAGGAGGAGGGAUGGGAGGGAGGGGAGGGAUGGGGAGGUGAGAGCAGCGCUGAGCCCCCCUGCAGGUGUGGGGCUGGGGAACCCAUCGAUGCCCCCCAUAAAACGCUUCUCUCUGUGCCCCUCGUGUCGCUGCCGCGCCGCCCCCUUCUGUAGAACCGCGGCACCAAAAAAUAAUAAUAAUAAAAAAAAAAUAAUAAAAAAAAAAUCCCCCAAAAAAUAAAAAAA